GUCAGUAAUUCGAGAGCGGCUACAGUAAUCAGUUAUACGCUUGAGUCACUCAGUCGACGCUCAUAUUGCGAUCGAAACUCACAUAUUUUAUAACAACCAGUGAUUUUUGUAUAAAAAUAAUAUCAUAAGGAGUUAUUUUCAUCGAGAUGUUACUGUAGUUGUCAUUUAUUUGUUUGUAUUUUUAUAAUGGUUGCGUAUAAAGUUUGUGUGUUAGUGAGCAUACUUUGUAUGUGUUUUGCUAUUGGAUUUGGUUCAGUCGACAGACCAUGUGCGGCUCGUAAGAUAUCAGGGAAAUCGGUGGUAUGUGUGUGCAACGCUACUUACUGCGAUACUGUCACCCGGGAACCGCUUGCUAGUUACGCAUACAAAGCAUACACUAGCUCACUGAGCGGAUUAAGGUUUAACAAAACCCAGGCUGCAUUGAAACGGCUUAAUAAUACUGACGUAGAAUGUUCUGCAACAACACUAGUGCUGCACCCAGACACGAUGUAUCAGACGAUAGAGGGUUUCGGUGGAGCGGUCACUGACGCCGCCGCCAUCAACUGGAAGAACCUCAGUGAGCCGCUGCAGAAAUAUCUUAUUGACUCAUACUUCAGCGACACUGGGUUGGAGUACAACAUGUUGCGCGUGCCCAUCGGCGGGUCGGACUUCUCCACGCACGCGUACGCCUACAACGAACUGCCCGCUGAUGAUGCACUACUCACUAACUACACGCUCACUAUUGAAGAUUUAAAUUAUAAGAUACCAAUGAUAAAGGCGGGUAUGCAAGCGUCAAGCUCUCCUAUCCACGUGAUUGCGACGACCUGGUCUCCACCUCCUUGGAUGAAGAGCAACAACGCGUACACCGGACACAGCCAGCUCAAGCCGCAGUAUUACCAGACAUAUGCUGAUUAUCAUUACAAGUUCCUUCAAAAAUAUUUAGAGAAUAGUAUCUCAAUAUGGGGCAUCACGACCACUAACGAGCCUACCAAUGGUCUGGUCGGCAUCCUGAACUAUAUCAACGAUCUAGGAUGGACUGCUGAAAGCAUGGGUAAUUGGAUCGUGAACAACCUGGGCCCGACUAUACGUAAUUCGACUUUCAAGGAUGUUAAAAUAUUAACCGGAGACGACCAGAGACUUACGCUUCCCUAUUGGAUCAAUGUGAUGAUAACGGAGCAUCCAAAAGUGCUGGACUACAUCGACGGCAUAGCGGUGCACUACUACACCGACUUCAUAACUCCUUCUGCUGUACUCUCCGAGAUCACCAGGACUUAUCCUGACAAGUUCAUCAUUGCUACUGAGGCUUGUGAAGGCACGAUGCCGUUCGAGAAGCAUCAUGUCGACAUCGGAUCCUGGAUCAGAGCUAAGAAGUACAUCAUUGACAUUAUAGACGACAUGAACCACAACGUAGUUGGCUGGAUUGACUGGAACUUGUGCCUCAACGUGCAAGGAGGUCCGAACUACAUAAAGAACUUCGCAGACUCCCCGAUCAUCGUGUUCCCUGAAAAGAACGCGUUCGUCAAACAGCCCAUGUUCUACGCUAUGGGACAUUUUUCUAAGUUCGUACCGCGAGGGUCACGUAGGAUCGGGGUCACCCGCAAGUGUGGGUGGGGCCCGUCCUUGUGGAGCGUCGCCUUUAUGACCCCUAGGCAGAAUGUGGUCGUCGUCUUGUAUAAUGACCACAACAAAUCAGUGAAGGUUAAUCUCCAGAUAAACGGCAAUGAAGCUACUUUGGUAAUGGUACCCAACUCGGUGACCACUGUGGACUUACCACCAUACCUGUAAAUAGGUAAUUUUCAACUGAUUAGGUAUAAUAUAUGGCUAUAUUUUUUGGAAAAGUUUUAUGAAAAUGUAGGGCUUCUAAAAAACUAUCCGAAACUAUUAACCUACAAGGGGUUACGACAUAAACUACAUUGUGAUUCGCAGAGGUAGGCACUUAUUGACAAUCAGUGAUUUAAGAAAAUGUUGAUGGUGCAUUUAUAUUAAUGUUAAUUAAUAGAUUGUAAGAACGUUUUUGACACAUUUGUUUACAUUUUUUUUUCAAAUAAAUGAAAAACACUUUA
Molecule: messenger RNA, 2042 nt
Organism: Helicoverpa zea (corn earworm)
Lineage: Eukaryota; Metazoa; Arthropoda; Insecta; Lepidoptera; Noctuidae
Product: lysosomal acid glucosylceramidase-like
Exons: 12
Coding region: 187-1764 (525 amino acids)
Biological process (GO): glucosylceramide catabolic process
Molecular function (GO): glucosylceramidase activity
Source: RefSeq, a predicted model, not a curated record